UAGAAAAGUUCACAAAUGUUUGACACAAAGUCAAUGUUUUUCCGAUUCAAUGGAAAUUCACUAAACAUUUAAUCUAAUGAUAAGUCAUCUUAAGGUCACUCAAGAGAUAUAAAACCUCUUCUUUAGCCCUUAAUUGUCGUCAAAUCACUUGAAACUCAACCACUUUUGCCACUAAUUGUCUGCGAAUCGCAAUCCAUUCAAAUCUAAUCAUGAGUUCUCCCAUCAGAGUCUUAAUAACCGGAGCCGCCGGUCAGAUCGGCUACAGUUUGAUCCCAUUGGUGGCCAGCGGUCAGGUGUUUGGUCCCAAUCAGCCCGUUAUCCUCCAUCUGCUGGAUAUCGCGCCGAUGAUCGGUGUC
This is a messenger RNA of Oppiella nova, 356 nucleotides long. The record is from the annotation of a GenBank genome assembly. NCBI's taxonomy places the organism in Eukaryota, Metazoa, Arthropoda, Arachnida, Sarcoptiformes, Oppiidae.